Molecule: messenger RNA, 339 nt
Organism: Prunus armeniaca (apricot)
Lineage: Eukaryota; Viridiplantae; Streptophyta; Magnoliopsida; Rosales; Rosaceae
Source: the annotation of a GenBank genome assembly
AUGGCUGCCCAAUCGAGCUCGUCGAGCCGGAGAUCCUCCGCUUCAAGGCCUACGAGCCUAUUCUCCUCCUGGGGACGACACCGUUUCGCUGGAGUCGACAUGCGCAUUCGCGUCAAGGGUGGUGGUCACACCUCUCAGAUCUACGCCAUUCGCCAGAGCAUAGCCAAAGCUCUGGUCGCUUUUUACCAAAAAUUUGUCGAUGAGCAGAGCAAGAAGGAGAUCAAGGACAUCCUCGUCAGGUACGAUAGGACCCUCCUUGUUGCUGACCCAAGGCGCUGCGAGCCCAAGAAGUUCGGUGGUCGUGGUGCUCGUGCUAGGUUCCAGAAGUCUUACCGUUGA